Menidia menidia (Atlantic silverside) is the source of this 2084-nucleotide messenger RNA. NCBI's taxonomy places the organism in Eukaryota, Metazoa, Chordata, Actinopteri, Atheriniformes, Atherinopsidae. The record is from the annotation of a GenBank genome assembly.
UUGGCUGACUGCGUUUCCAGCGCAGGACAACCAAUGAAACCAAAGCAGAGGCUCGGCGUAUAACAGCAAAGAUUGACGUGGAGAACGCGUCAAAUUAAUUCCAGCAGACUCCGGACUCCUCGGGAUAACUUACAUUUGCAUUUAUCGGAUGAAGAUCACUUUGGCCCCUUUGUACGCUGCAGCCACUUGCUUCCCAAAAAAACAAGGGGAGCGCGUCGCAGUCGGCCGAGGUUACGGGAGGUCCACCUUUUCCACUUCUUGUUCCACUCGUCCCCCCUUCCUCUUCUGACUUCGCUCGGACGCUUUCAGCCAUUUGAAGGGGACUCCAAUAUUUCCGAGCAUCUCGAAACAAAUAGACAAAUGGAGCAAACCUAUGGAGAGGUGAACCAGCUGGGCGGUGUGUUCGUCAACGGGAGACCCCUGCCCAACGCCAUACGUUUAAGAAUAGUGGAGCUGGCUCAGCUCGGGAUCCGGCCCUGCGACAUAAGCCGACAGCUCCGAGUCUCCCACGGCUGCGUGAGCAAGAUUCUAGCGAGGUACAACGAGACGGGCUCCAUCUUGCCCGGUGCCAUCGGUGGGAGCAAGCCACGGGUCACCACGCCGAACGUGGUGAAAAACAUCAGGGAAUACAAACAAAAUGACCCCGGGAUCUUCGCCUGGGAGAUCAGGGACAGGCUUCUGGCCGACGGCGUUUGUGACAAAUACAACGUGCCGUCCGUCAGCUCCAUCAGCCGGAUUUUACGCAACAAGAUCGGAAAUCUUUCCCAGCCUAACCAGUAUGAAAGCAGCAAGCAAGCCUCCGCGCAGGCCGGCCUCUCCUACAACCACAUAUACCCCUACUCCUACCCGAACACUAUGUCGCCCACCAGCGCUAAAAUGGGCAACCCCGCUGGAGUACCGGUCACGGCUGGACAUAUGAGCUUAUCCAGGGCUUGGCCUUCGCCUCAUACCGUCAGCAACAUCCUUGGAAUACGAGCCUUUAUGGAUCCCACAGGUAAUGUUUUCAAUUCAGCCAUCGCCGGGACAGAGGGGUAUGCACCAAAAAUGGAGGAGUGGAGCGGCGUCAACAGAGCAGCUUUCCCAGCUCCCCACACGGUCGGCGGGAUUGACAAAUCAGCUAUCGAGGCUGAUAUAAAAUAUCCACAGCCCUCCUCCACGUUAUCCGGUUAUGUCUCGGCGUGCGCCUACUCUCCCACCAACCAGUACGGGGUGUACAGCGGCCCCCCGGGCGGAUACGUGGCCCCGGGCCACCACCACUGGCAGCCGCAGAGCCCCAACCUGUCCCACCCGGGCAGCGGGAUGAGCAUGCACGCGGGGGAGAUCCACUCACCGAUGGCCUUCAAGCAUCAAGUCCGAGAAGGAGACAGAAAACCCCCCACCCCCCUGAGCAAGCAGCAGCAGCAACAUGAAGACUUGAACAGCGUGCACGGCCUCAGUCUCCCUACCUCGUCAUCAUAACCGGGACUCACGGCCCCCUUUAUUUACCAGACAUAUUUAAAUGAACUCAUUUCAACCGCUCCAACAGUAAGUGAUCACUAAUAGCUGCUUCGUUGCUGGCAGCCAGACACAGGCCUGUUCAUACCCCUCCCGAGUCGCCUUUAUCGGUCUGUGGCCAUUUGAAUGUAAGCUUACAUGGAUGUAUCGGUGCUUUCCAUCACUGGUUGAUAGUUUCUUUUUUUUCCCCCGUUUUUUCCCCCCCAGAUAUUUCAUGUUGCUGGACCAUAUCUAAUAGGGACUGCAGGACUAAAUUGUGUAAAUCUAAUCUGUCAUUGAUGUGUUAUUUGAGAAAAACGGGGGCUCCUCUGUAAUUCGACAUAAAUCCUAUUAACCGAAAUUGUGAUCAAGAUCUCGAUUCUGACUUGACGAUGUGAACAAAAUAUAUAAAUUGUCUAAAUGUAAAAUAUAUGCAAAAGCUUUAAUUAUAUAUUUUUAUAAUUCCUUGUGAAUAUUAAAAAAAAUAAAGGCAACUUUCAAUGCCAUUGUGUUGCUUUAGCCUGUUUCUUUUUCCAAUAUAGAUUCAUGGAGUGGCACCGAGAAUAAUCCUUGAUCAUAAUAAUCUUUUUUCGAUGGAAGUGGCUUAUAAG